Molecule: messenger RNA, 7206 nt
Organism: Oldenlandia corymbosa var. corymbosa
Lineage: Eukaryota; Viridiplantae; Streptophyta; Magnoliopsida; Gentianales; Rubiaceae
Source: the annotation of a GenBank genome assembly
CAAAAAGCUAUAUUAUUUAUUCUCCACGAUUUGGUUAGCGAAGGUUUCCAAUUGUUAUAAAGAUUUGGUUUUGGCAUUUCAGUCUGAGGAUGAAACAGUACAUUAAACUGGACAACCAUUAACAAAAAUUAGCCAGAAAAAAAAACCCCAAAAACAAUCACCUUGAGAGAAUCAAUGUAAAUGAUAGAGACCGUUGUUAAACAAUUCUAAAUUCAUUAGAAAAUCAAACCCCGAAUUUUGUACCUCUGAAGUUAGAUUAUUUCAUUGAUGGUUGAACCACAAAAGAACAUUCUUAACUAAACUUUUUGAAACAAAUAACAACUAACAAAAGAAAAGAAGUAGAAAGAACACACCAGUUUAGUGCCAGUGAUUCCGGAAAGCCCUCAAGAAUAUGAACUCCAACAUUGGCCCAAGUCCUAAUAAAUAUGCAUACCAUCUGAGCAAACACGAUGAACCACCAUGAUGUGUGCAACACAACAGCAGAAGUGGUCCAAUCCCCACUCCAACUUCAAUAUUCCAGAUCGUCACCAUAAUCUUAAUUGCCGCUACAAUCCACUCUGGCUCCUAACCUUAACGUGGGCUAGCAAAACUUUUGCGAUUGAAAAGUUUACAGCAUAGGCAUGUCCUUGCUGCCUCAAAUAAAAGGUAUUGGAUCAUCACCAAUUACAGUUUGUACACCACUACAUACUGUGGAAUUACAGUUUACAUCUUAUCUAAGAUAGAUUCCAUCACAACAAAAAUUCACCUCAUUGAAAUUCCAAACUCAAUUUGUUAGGAUGCGAUCUAAUCCAACAUCACCAGAUUUUGCAAUCAAAUAUGUACAAUUAAUUUUCCAGUCUUUUUUUGACCUUUAUGGUUGAGCUCCUCAAUCCAACCGAAUUCUUAAACCAUACGGAUGAUUGAAACCUGAAAAUUUUUUAAUCUAAAAAUGAUUAUGUUGUAGUAUGACUGCAAUGGGUGUUGAAGAACUAUAUCACUAAGCUUUAUAUAGAGGAUUGUCAGUGGAUGAUAGAUUUGGAGAUAACAGUAGACGAUUCAUAUUAGAAUAGAAUAUUUGGUAACAAAAAAGAUCUGAUAAGAUUUGGCUAACGAAAAACUGAGAUGUUUGUUUUGAGUCUUGAAUUGGUAUUUGUUCUGUCAAUCUGUUUUUUUUAACCGAAUAUAAACUUUUUUUUUCUUUUUAAUAAAUCAAAAAAUGGAGAAAAUUGCUAGUCCUAUGUGGCAAGUGAAAAAUUAUCUAAGUUUUCUUUCUCUGAGUUUUCUAUUAGUAAGUUAUAUAGAUAGAUUUUGUGCAGCUCGAGUUGAUUCUAUUAGAAUAACUGCUAAAUUGAACAGUUUUGAAUUACCAAAUUCAUCUUGACCUAUAUUAUACCCUUGAAGUGCGUUACUAAUUCACUGAAAUUUUUUUAAAUAUGCUUCCGCAGACGACAUCAUCUAAUACUAACCUUAAAUUAUAUCAUAGAGAAUGAAAAAGGGAGGAGAAACUUAUCAAACUUGUCUCGAUCAUGCGCUUCAAGUUUUGGAAAACUUUGAUGACACACUCGACUACAAUCUAUUCCAUUUGAAGACUCCCAUCAAAAUAAUGAGAACGGACUUGAGGUUUUUCAAAAUGCUUUUUUGGGGUUUUCAAUUUUGGGAAGAAGCAGAAUCAAAUUGGUACUUGCGCUUUGCCAUAAGUACUAUGCAACAAAGUUUAAGCCGAGUAGCCACUGAGUUUGUGGAAAAUUUUAUGUAUUUUCUGAAUCAAGAUCAAAUGACAAACUGGGAGGAAAUAAGCUACGAUUUAGAGGAAAAGAUGCAACAUUUUAUGCCACAAGUUAAAGAGAUUUCCACCCUUUUGUUAACUGGGGAUUUUAGAUGCAAAUCUUGCCCACAAAACCAUGGACUUUCUUAUGAAUAUGGGAGAGAAACAAGCACUUUCACUGAUUUUGUUCGAAAAAAUCUAAAAGUUCUACUCCUCUCUAACAUUGAUCUGAAUGCUCUUGGCAAGCGGCAAAUUGCCUUUAUUGAACGGAUUCUCGAGGGGCUUGAAAGGUUCGCUAACCUAGUCAAUCAUUCUAGAACUGAAGUCAAGAAACCGCGUGAUUUCUUGAUGAUAACCCAAGCUCGAACUUGGGCAAAUCGCAUUUCAUCUCUUGCUCUCCAAUAUUGGAUUGAAGGAAGAAGUAAAAGUAUUGCUUCCACUCUAGGGACUACAUUCUCUGACACACUGCAAAAAACUGUGCUCUACACUCUAGGUGUCUUGGCAUCACACAAUGAAGGUAAAGUCAUCCAUCAACUGCGCACAAAUUAUUUUCAUCUUCUUCUUGAAGAUGUGGCCAUACUUCCCAAAGUCGAAGUUGAAAUUCUUCUUGAAGGCUUGACCUUCUUGUCAUCAUUUAAUGUGGACCCAGCUGAGGGUGAUUCAGAGGAAAUGCAACUAAUUGUGGUACAAAUUAAUGCCUUGAUUAAUGAGCUGCCAUCAUUCAUUUGCUUUAUCCAUUUUGAUGAAAUGGAAAUUUCUGAAGGCAAAAUGUUUGGUUUCUUCCAAAAGAUCAAUUGGUUAAAGGUUAAGAUAAGAGAGCUUUUUGUUAGGACUACAUCAUCACAACUAAAUUCUCCCAAAACUUAUCCAAUUGGAUUUCUUGAUUCGUUGUUACAGAAAUUGAAGGAAAUGUUGGAAGGGAAAGAUAGGUUUAUUUCCUCAGUAAAGCAUCAAAUUGAAACUAUCCAUAAAGAUUUGGUCUUGCUUAGUACAGUUGCCCUAGAUAAUAUUGGAAUGCUAAAUGAAGACGCAGAGUUUCAGGAUCUUUGGGCUCAAACUGUGGACUUAGUUUAUCAUGCAUCGUAUGUGAUCAGGUUGUGUCAUGUCAAUAGUUUCUGUACAUGGUACGGAAUUGCGGACCUCCCAAAUGUUGUAGAAAGCAUAAAGCUUCUUAAGGUUGAGUUUCAAAGGAUUCGAGAUCAUGAGAGGAAACAAAUUAGAACUCUUGAUGAUAGUGUGGACUUUGGUAAGGCACCACAACCUACCACUUCUAAUAUAGAAGGAGUUUUUGUAGGCUUCAAAGAGGAUGUAAAUUCAGUAACUAAUUAUCUUAUCAGAGGGCGAAAACUUCUCACACUUAUUUCCAUUUCUGGAUUACCGGGUCAAGGAAAGACAACCUUAGCUAAGAGAAUUUAUAAUGACCCAAAAAUUCAAUAUCACUUCCACAAUAGUGUGUGGUGCUAUGUCUCCAAACAAUGUAAAGCCAAAGAGCUAUUGAAAAAAAUUGGAGUUGAUCUUAUUGGCCCUGAAGCCGUUGAUCUCGAAUUCGAUGACCUAGCUAACCGUUUGAGGAAACGUUUCAAGCAAAAAAGAUAUCUGGUGGUGAUGGAUGACGUGUGGGAUGUGUCCGUGUGGAAUCAAGUGCGGAUGUCAUUUCCAGAUGACAACAAUGGAAGUCGAAUCUUAUUUACUUGUCGCAAUGAUGGUUUGGCUUCACAAGCUGAAUUGAACUUCAUUUCGCAUCCUCUUAGGCCCUUUAGUGAGAAAGAGAGUUGGGAAUUGAUGAAAGAGAAGCUAUUCUUCAAUUCCAGUGAAACUCCACCCAUAUUUUUGAAUAUUGCAAAACAAAUCGCAAGUCAUUGCAAAGGAAUACCUCUUGCGAUUGCACUGGUGUCUUCUUUGCUCCAAAAGACACAGCAAAAACCCGAACUUUGGAACAAAAUUGCUGAAAAUUUGAAAUCGCACCUUGCAAGCGAAGGUUGUGGAAACAUAAUCGAGCUUAGUUACAAAUAUUUACAAGAUCAUUUGAAACCUUGCUUUCUUUAUUUUGGAGCAUUUCCAAGGGGAGAAAAUGUUUGUGCUAGUAAAUUAAAACGCCUUUGGAUCGCUGAAAAGUUUAUUAAGAAUGACAAGAUGCAAGGCUCAGACUCGGAGGAUUUGGCAAACCAAUAUUUAGAUGAUCUUGUUUCUCAAAACUUAGUUGUUGUAAGUGAAAGAAGUUCCAUGGGCAGGGUAAAAUCAUGCAACAUUCAUGACUUGGUAUAUGACUUGUGUUUAGAGAAAUCCAGAGAAGAGGAUUUCUUGAAUUGGGCAGAAGAGAGUCUUUUUGUAAAUCAACCCCAUACUAAGCCACAAAAGUAUAUCCACCAUAGACUUUGCAUUGGUAAAACCGACCCUUUCGUCAAGUCAAGUCCAGUUUGUACUAGCAAGGAGUUACCCACAAGUAAAGUCCACUCUUGUUUGUGGUUUGAAGUUGAUGAUUCACAUUGGGUUAUGACAAUUAAAAGCAUAUCCCCGUUUUUAAAUAGCUUUAAAGUUAUCUCGGUGUUGGAUUUGGAAGGAAUAAAGUUGCAUUGUGUUAGAUUCCCAGAAAUGAUAUUGUCAAUGAUUCACCUUACAUAUUUGGCAAUAAACGUUAGUCGUUUGAUUGGUGGCAUUCCACCAUCAAUAGCUGACCUGUGGAACUUGGAAACUCUCAUUGUGAGAUCCUUAAGAUUACUUGAUCAUCCAUUGCCAGUUUCUUUGUGGAGCAUAAAAUGUUUAAGGCAUGUUGAGAUACAAGGUGCUCGUCUUCACUUAGAAGACUUUGAGGAGGAUAAUUCAUUUGAUGCAUACACGAUUGAGACCCUUGGAAACCUAAUUCUUGGUCAUGAUCGAAAAAUAGAGGAAUUCUUAAUCAGGUUACCAAGGCUUAGAAAGUUGAAGUGCCUUUUAUUGGAGAAGGAAUACCAUCCCAUGUGGUUUUCAAUAUUUGGAUCUCUUAAGAACUUAGAGUCACUUAGAGUGGAAGGAUGGAAAUAUAUUGGAUGGAAAAAAUUGCCAGCUUUCAACUUUCCAAAUCUCGAGAAUCUUAAGAAGUUAAAUCUGUUUGGGCUACAAUUACCAUGGAGUACCUUGUCAACUGUUGGGAAGCAGUUACCUAAUCUUCAGGUUCUAAAGUUAAUUUACGAUGCAUUUGAAGGGAAAAUGUGGAAUUUGGAAGAUGGAGAUUUCCCACAACUCAGAUAUCUGAAGUUAGAUCGUUUGAAUAUUAUAAAAAUAAGCGUCGCUUGUUGUGAGGAUAAUCCCUUUCCCAGCCUUGAGCAACUUGUCCUUACUCAUUGCGACAAACUGGAGAAGGUCCCAUCAAGGUUUGGGGAAAUUUCCACUUUGAAAACCAUUAAAAUGAUAGGUCCCUUUCACAUCAAAGCCAGAAAAUCCAUAAAGAGAAUUUUGAGAAUCCAAAAAGACAUGGGGAACGACGAUCUUCAAGUAUUUGAUGACGAUUUUGUUGGUGAUGACGAUGAUGUUGCUAAAGAUGAUCAUACAGAAGAAGAAGAAGAAGAAGAAGAAGAAGAAGAAGAAGAAGAAGAAGAAGAAGAAGAUGAAGCUCCGGCUGGACGGUGGUGAUGAAUCUUAGAAUUCAUCCAUUCUUAUCAUCACAAGAGCUGUCUUUUAGUGAAAACAUGACAUAAUGGCCACCCAGCUGAUACGUGCGAACUCUGGCUUGCUGCAACUAUCUCUCAAAUUGCAUUGUUCGAACUUUGGAGACUUCAUGAGGGCUACUAGACCAACUGACCCUUUCCACAAUGGAAGAUAUCAAGCCGCGGAAGAAGAUGACCGUGAGGUUUGUUGCUCCAAUUUAAUUAGGCUAUAAACUUGCAUAUUGCUCUGUAAAGUUACUGCAAAAUAACUCUUCGACUGCUAUAUAACUUGGGCAUCAAUGUUCUGAUCUCACCAAAAAUGUGACGAUCUUGAAGAGAUUAGUCCUUCUAGCAUUGAAGAUUUUCUUGUGUCCGUCAAACUUCUUUUUUGGUAAAACGGUAAAGUUUUAUAACUUUAACCUCAAGUAACACUGUACAAGUAUGUGCUGUUUACACUUGUUUUAUCAAUUAAACCUGAUUCCUAAUUGCUGUAAGAAAGACUGCUCCUGCCUUCUUGCAUUUGAAAUUUUAAACCUCAGCUGACACUGCAUCUCCUUCUUCAUUAGCUCAAACCUUGCUUUUGGAUCAAGUUCCUUCAGUCCCACUCUUCUGGAGUUCCUUUCUGUCCAUAUACAGUAAAUAGGUGCAUUCAAACAAGCAUACAGGAUUGAUCUUUUGGUCUUGUUAAACCUCUACAUUGAUCUAAUUGUGCAAGGAUUCAAAGUUUUCAAUGCCCUUCUUAUGUUCAUCCAUUGCCUUAGCUGCUGCAUUAUUUCCUGGGAGUAUUCACAUAUGAAAAACAUGUGAUCAAUGUUGUCCACUCCUUUCCUACAUAAUCCACAUGCAUGAUCAGCUACAACAAGGUGCAUUUGCUCCAAUCUUUGUGCUGUUAAUAAUCUUCCUCUCCAGGCCAACCAGCUGAUAAAGCAGUGUUUUGGCAAGCUCAUAGAGUUCCAAAUAAUGCUUGUUGGUCUGAGUUUUUCCUUCCUGCCUCUGAUCCAAUAACAACCACUCUUAGCUGUAUGGAAUUUACCUCCAUUUCCAAUCCAUUGAUCAUUCUGUACUCCAGUCUUCAACAUAUCUCUGAUAUUCAUCAACUUUUUAACAUGCUAGCUGGAAUCCUGAGGUGGUUGAUACUGCCAUACAUUCUUCCCUUUGAUGUAAUAUUCACGCAUCCAUCUUAUCCACAAACUUUCUUUAUUUCCUGCAAGAUAAAAAAUAUGUUCCCCCAGCAUUGCAAAAUUCCACUGCCUUGGCUCUCUCAAGUUCAGUCCUCCUCCUCUCUUUUUAUAGCACACAUCUUCCCAAGAUACUAGAACCCAACUCUUACCAUUUUGUUUCUUUCCCCACAAAAAACUCUUGCAAAUACUGAUCACCUGUUGCAUCACACUCUGAGGAAUCAUAAAAAUGCUGGCCCAAUAGGCAUUCAAAUUCAGCAACACUGAGUUCACUAGCAAAGUUCUGCCAGCAUAAAACAAGUGUCUGGUUGUCCAACACUUGAUCCUAACUGUGAUUUUCUCUACUGACAAGCCGUCGUCACAACUAGUCAAAUAAAUUCACCUACUUAACAUUAGUAUAACGAAAAAUAGGGUCGCACCCACAGAGAAGGAAUACUAAUUACCAGGUAUAAAUUACUCCUAUUAUUAUCUAGAUAAAUGAUGAUCUCAGAUUUUCAAUUAAAAUAAAACUAAAACUAGAAUCUAUAAUAUGCAAUUACUUUCAAAGGUUGAAACAAUCAAGUUGGGAAAAUCUAGGACAUUGGGUUCAACUACCGAAUAUUUGGUUUCAUUCGACUCAUAAAUAUCUAACCUUUAACUUCCAUUAAUCUCACAACGAUUC